Ectocarpus siliculosus is the source of this 1653-nucleotide messenger RNA. The record is from the annotation of a GenBank genome assembly. Lineage: Eukaryota; Phaeophyceae; Ectocarpales; Ectocarpaceae.
GGCUCGGCCGCCGCCGCUGCCGCAGCAGCAGCAGCAGCAGCAGCAGCAGCAGCGCGUGUUUGUUAACACCAGCCCCGCGGCUCUUUCAACAGCAUCUGCUGUGCCGGCAUCUCGUCGACAUGUGCGGUGCAGAUGAAGCCUCUCUUGUCCCUCCCGUCCAAGGCGAUGCCACUCGUCGCCAUGCAAAGCCUUGACAACGCCCAAGACGUGACCGUCUGCCGAAACUGCCUCGGCUUCGCCGGCGACGUUAUCUCGCAGCUCGAUAAUUUGACGGGGCUCAAUCGACCUGAGUGCCUCGCACGACACAAGGCUCGCCAACGGUGUUCGAAGUCCAACGGCUACGACGAUCAGACUGCGCCAGCGCACGAGCUAUCGGGGUUGUACGAGUGUCUUGGGGGCUGCGGUGAAGUGUACUGCUCGCCCCGCUGCAGAUCGGAGCACUGGGAACGGUGUCACCGCCUCCUUUGCGUCGGCCCCGUGCCGGACGAGGAGGCACAAAGCCACCCGCUUGUUGAGUUUCGGAUACACGCGAUGCAAACGAACGAAAUAUUUCUCCUGGUGGGAGAGGUGAUGGCGCAGAUCGCGACCGCGUUUACCGAGAAGGUGCGGGAGAAGCCCGGCGCCGACGGCAGCGGCGGAGAUCUCGACGUUGACGACGAAAUUUCCGCCGCCCGUGCCCCUUUCGCGGACUUCGUUCAAGAGCCCUGGUGGGACGUUGCCGUCGCUAGGGACGGCCGGGACAAAACAGAUGGGUCAUCGCCGCCACCCUGCACACCCGACGACGGCUGUAACGGUGACGAAAACGUCUGCGCCGCCGCCGCCGCUCUCCCGGGCACCCUGCGAGCCCUGUGUGGAGAGUCAUCGGCGCUGCUGCGCAGGGCCUUCGCCCGUUCCGUGGGACCCCUGCCGGCACCCCUGGAGCAGGCCCUCACGGCCGAGAUGUUCGGCAGGGUGGUCGGCAUGUUCGAGCAGAACAACGUCGGCAUCCGCGCGCCGUCCCCGAUCCCAGAGGUGCUUCGGGAACUGCUCUCUGCGUCGAGCGAGGGUGAUAGUGAUGAUGCUACGAGAGGAAUCUCGCGGGAGGUGCUGGGGGAGGUAGCGCAGCUGGUGGGCGAAGUGAUGGACGACGAGUAUGAGGAAGAGGAGGGGGAGGAUGAGGAUGAGGGUGAUCUACCGAUGAUCUGUCGCGUGUCGCCCAGAACAUUUGUUGCUGGAGAUGAUGCGUUAGAAGGGUCAGGGAUGGGCCCAGGGGAGGCCGAGACGAUACUCAAGGUUGCGAUGGACGGUGGCGGUGAGGAGGGGGAGGAGGUCGUGUCGUUGUUCCCCCCACUCGACGGCACCGCCCUGUACCCCCUCAUCUGUUGCAUGAACCACUCGUGUCGGCCCAACUGCCUCGUGCGCUACCCGGGGAGAAGGCGAGAAAAGAAGGCUACGGCGGACCCUGAAAAGGCGGCGGGUGCGGGUGCCGGGAGCGCUGAUCCCCUGGUUGCGCAACUGGUGCUUUUGGAAGACGUGCCCGCCGGGGAGGAGCUGACACAGAGCUACGUCACCAGAGAAAUGGGUCUUGUCGAGAGAAGGGAGGCACUAGAGGAUUACGGUUUCUUUUGCACGUGCCCCCGCUGCUUGGAAGAGGAAGCCAUGGCGUCAUCGUGA